This is a messenger RNA of Arachis ipaensis, 649 nucleotides long. The record is from RefSeq and is a predicted model, not a curated record. NCBI's taxonomy places the organism in Eukaryota, Viridiplantae, Streptophyta, Magnoliopsida, Fabales, Fabaceae.
UAGUAGUCCUUUGGCAGUAAUCAUGGAAAUUGGAAUGUGUUGGCUCCUAGCUUCUCAUAGAUGGCUACUUUUAUGUGCUAUACAGGGGAAAGGGGAUGGAGAGGAGUUGAAAAGCACCGCAAUUCAUUGUCUGUGCCGUCUUCGAGGUCAAGCUGUUGAUGAAUCAGCUCAUCGGCAAGUGGAUGAAAUUUUGGCUGAGCUUGCUUAUGUGGGUGAAGAAAAAGAGGUUAUUUUCGGAGAAAUAUUCAGAGGAAAAUGCUUGAAAGCCCUUACCAUUGGUGCAGGAUUGGUCUUGUUUCAACAGAUCACAGGGCAACCAAAUGUGCUUCAGUAUGCUGGAUCAAUCCUUCAGGUAUUAUAUAACACAAAUUCAUAUGAUCUAUUUAUUAUAAUUGGAACACAAUUAGGUCUCUUGGGGUGUUUGAGCCCUGUCUCAACUUUUGCAGCUGCGUUCAAUGCAAUGAGAGAAAGCAUGGUUGGUUCACUUGGAUUUUGCUACAAUCUGCACCUCCACUUCCACAAGCCCAAUUCAGUGCUGCCUGCAACUCAACGUCGCUGCUUUGCGGAUCAGCUAUGCACCAUUGCUCAUAUUCAGCAAACACCCUUUUUCUUUUCUUGCCCCUUAGUGGUGAAUUUCAAAUUCUGUUAG